ACAGAGCUCGACGGCACAGGAAAGUUUCUUCGCGUCGCUUUGGCGUUUACCAAGAUUGUCCUACUCCUUGGUCUUCUGUACUUGUUCAUCUGUUCAUUGGAUUUCCUAAGCAGUGCCUUUCGCUUGUUGGGAGGAAAAGCCGCUGGCGAAGCCUUCGCUUCGAAUGAAAUCCUCAGCAACCCUGUGGCUGGCCUUAUGAUUGGCAUCUUGGCAACUGUUCUUGUUCAAAGCUCGUCCACUACAACGUCCAUCGUGGUCUCAAUGGUAGCUGCUGGCAGUAAGUUUUGUAUUUUAUAACGACAAUGUUGCAUGGUUUUGGAAGAUAUUUACCAGACUUUACUGUAAUUUAUAUAACGUUUUAGCGCGUCCAAUAGCUUCCAGUGGUCACAUAUCUAAAAAGAAUUUCAGCAUUUUUAAAAUCAAUGCUGUGUAAGACAGAGGGUUUUAUUGAUUUUUGGACCAUGUUUUCGUCAUAGAGGAAAAAAACCCCAAAAUUUUGUCACUCAUCGAAAAAGCAAUACAACACACUUAUUUUGAGUUGAUAUUAGCCUGGUAGCCAAUAACCAACAACGCUGAGGUUUGUCCGGCUUGAACUGUGCAAAAGCUACAGAAGUCAAUUGAAAAGUCUUUUCCUUGUUUGUUUUUCUUCCAACCAUUUCAUUAAUCAGUUUUGUCACAAAACCAAGUUUCAGAAAUAGAUACUAAGUUAGAUUCCCUUUGUCGCACAUUUUGUUUUUGGAGUUUUCUGGGGUAUUUUUUAUUCUGUUUAUCAUUUUUACUUCUGCAUUUGUGCUAUUUCAAACAUAAGGCAGAGAUUGAUUGGCAAAUGAUGAUGUUUUGGUUUUCCCUCGAGAGUGCCUGGUGUAGAUGGAUAAGCGCUCAUUUCGCCCCGGUUAUUUAGCCACCUGUUUUAGAACGAGGAAUAUUAUAAAGAAGCGCGCUUGUUUUGGUUUAUGGCUUAUAGAACGAGGAGCAUAGAGAGCUAUUCCAAAAUCUAACCAAGCCAUAUCACUGGUCGCAAUGAAGUUCCGCCCCUUGCGUUUUAGUUACCAAUGAAUGUAUUGAUUUGAAGCAAGUUUCUGAUCCUUUCUAUUGUGAAAUAUCACAGUUCUAAGUUGGUUGCCAUUUAAACAAACAGUGAAUCAGCCCGUUGUCUGUCGAUCCAGUAAUUAGAUCCAUUAACAAUCGUAAAAACGAAUUAAACUGGAUUUCCCUGAUUGGGCCAAUUUAACAAUUGAUUUGUUUAACAGUACGAGAAAAAGCAUGAUUUGAAAAUGUAUCAAGUGUGGAGAGAGCGUGUUAUGGUUUCGUGGACACAUUAAGCGCAGGUUAAUAAGCGUACAGCCAGGGGGUAGCCAGUCCAUAGACCUGUAGACCCGGGCCUACAAAUUUUUGGUUUGAUCACUCUACCCGGCGAUUGUAAUAAAUUACGCGUUUUUGGGGUGAGCUAAAAAGCUAAAAAGCUCAAAAUGUUGGUGACGUCAAUGCGUCAAUGCGUCCAAUUUUCAGGAUAUGUGGAUAUCAAAGUCAGCCAGGCUUACAACUAGACGAAAAGCUGGCUACGCCCCUGACAGUUAUGUUUUUCACUUCAGAAAUCCUUUAAGGGACUGGUUCACGAUAAUGCGCAUGCGCGCGGUUUGUCUCUUCAGAAUAUAUUUGUCGGGUCAACACUAAAUUCGAAAUCGCCAUUACCGGUACAAUCAUUGGAAAUCCUUGGUUUUAUUCGGACAUCCGUCGCUUUGGCUGGUCUAGUUAUACUUCGGUAGUGGUGAUUAACGUGUGGUUGUGUCGUUUGACUGGUUACGUUUUAAGAAGACGCAAAAAUUAAUGUUUUGAUCAUGGAGGUUCAGAAGAGCAUCGUAGCCGUCCGGCAACAGGACGUUCUCAAGAGUCUUUGGAGAUAGAGAAGCUUAGCCUAUCGAUCUGGUAUGGUUCUAGGAGUAGUGUGUGGCUUACGAAAAGAAUACACGACAUUUGGAAAGUGGUUAAAGGCAUGAGUUCGUUCAACUUUGAUUUGAUUUUUGAAUCCGACCUGUAGUUAUACCGCAACAGGCCGCACGAUCUUCACCGAUCUGGUACACUUGAAAUGUUCCUUGUAUCUUUGCUUUACGAUCGUAUAUGUUUAAGAAUUGAUGUUUUUAAAAUAAAUUAUUGCCUGAAUAUUCUGUUUAUAAUCUAGUUUCUUUAUGUGUGCUACUCGAUAACAUUUGUUUUGCGGAACACUGACCCGAUGCAACGCGAAUGAAUUUGUUCAUUUGCUGAUAAGUAAUUGAAAUUUAUGCUCAGUUAAGGAUAAUCUUUAUACUCAUACAUUGUGUGUUUUUGUCACCGGUCAGGCGCUAUUUGUAGGUAUUUCUGGGUUUAUAUAAGGCGAACUGAGAGUACAGUAAUAAGAUGUUUGUUGACAAAUUUUGUUUGCCGAUCGGUGACUGUUUUGUUAGCGUGGGUACGACCUCGUAAAAAUACACGUUGGUAAAUGUUUGUUUCAAAGCAGGACAGGGCUGUAUAUCUUAUUCUUAUCGGCUGCAACAUAUAUCUGAGGAGUAGCAAAGAAUAAACUUGAAUUAUGGGGAUAAAUAAAAUCAAACCAAAUGCCCGGAACAAUUAAUUUGAAUUUUUUAAAUUUACUUGCGUGCAUCUAACUCUCUUCCGAUUGGUUGAAAAACAAUCAGCUACUGUCAGAACUCACUCAUGCGCAUGAAGGUGAACCAGUCCCUUUAAAUGUAGCUUUUAAUAUGUUUGUAACACGCGGCGUGACGUUGUGAUUCUUACCCCUAAAAUGCAAACAAACUGAUACUAUUAUGCGGGCUUUACCCUUGCACUUGUUGUUGAACAGAAACUACACUUUGAACCACAACAUCAUACCACCUCUAAUCACUCUCUGAUCACGUGCGUCAGUGUUCAAAAUCUACGUUUGUCUCUUCUAUCCAAUUGUUAUGUUCUAUCAAGCGACAAUUGUCGCGGAUGGUUGCACACUCACACACUCAUCAACUUUUUACAAUAAACAGAUCGUUAUCACACGUGAGAAUGACAACUGGUGAAAGUAUUUUCAGAAUAUCCCAAAUUCUUUCGCCAUAUGCCUAGUCCCUGGACCUCACUUUCCUCUUUCCUAAUCGUCCUCCCAAUUCCAUAAUAAAAUACAGUGAAAACAUACAGCGUGCCUGAAGCGCUCGCUCCCUCAUGAAUUAGCCAUUUUACUGAAGUUCCGCUUGUUGUGUCGAAUGUUAUGUCGGUUGCGACAUAACUGAUUGUUUGGUCACGCUGCCAUGGUAGCAAAAUUUCUGGAUGACAACAAACCGAAAACGUGAAUUCACACUGUUUCAAACUUCAUCGAUCUUAUUCAUUUUACGUAUGCCAAACCAGAUUUUAAGACCUGGGACGGCUCACAAAUAGAGAAGGCACACCUUCAAUUUUGUAAACGAUACUAGCUUCUAAUAUAGUUUGUAGAGCAGAGCUUGGUCGUUUUUCUUUAAAUAUCACAAUCAAUCAAAAAAUUCUCAAAUACAUUUUGUAUAUACAGUCUAAAGAUAAGGAAUCUCCCGUCAAACAAGCUUUUUUAAUGUCAUUCGACUUACACUGUAACAGCAAAAAAAAACUUUAACCGUGAUUUAUUAGAUAUCGCCAUGGUAAAAAGCUAUGUAAGUUCAAUGAAACAGGAAUAUAUCUCAUAUUGGCAAAACACCCUUCAACAUUCUCAAAAACUUGAAUUUUAUAGAUCUUUUAAAACCGAUCAUACCUCCUCUAGUUACUCAGACUUGACAAGAGGAAGAGGUGGGAGAAUUGUUUUAGUAAAACUACGAAUAAGCAAUCACAAACUAAUGAUAGAAAUAGGCAGACACAAUCAAACUACGAAGGAUAAUAGGCAUUGCCCUUUUUGUGGAUGCAAUGUGAUAGAAGACGAACUACGUUCACUUUCUUUUUCAAUGUCCUACAUACUCUAUGAUUAGGAAUAAAUUUUACUAUAAAGUCAAGACUCUGAUUCCAAAUAUUACCCAGUUACCGAUAAACGGUUUGAUCAAUGAACUGAUGAACUCUUCUAAUUACUUUAUCAAUAUACAAUUCAUAAAAUAUAUUUCAGCUUGUUUUGAUUUUCGUGACAAAUUAUUAUCAAAGUAACUUAACUUUAAGUAUUUGUAUGGUCAUGCAAAUGAAGCUCGUUGUUGUAUUCAUUUUCAUUUAAUUUGUCAAAUGUUGGCGAAAUUUUCAGCGGUUGAAUUCGAAAGGACGGUAUCUAAGUUUAGAAAAAGAACAAGAAAAUUUUGGUGUUUUGUUCACCUACUUUAUAAAGCGGAGGCGUGAAACUAGUAAGUUUCAUGUAACAGUCGUGCAACGACAGCUAAGAAAUGUAAAAAGAAAAAAAAAACGUGAUGCACGUGAAAAGUUGUUGUUUUGCUAAUCUAAACCUAUUAAGCCAGUUAUUUAAACAGAGUUUAGCCAGUGUUUAACAAAACCUCGUUCUCACAUAUUUUCUGAUUUCCUAAUACUUUUAUCCUAAAACUAUUUAUCGUGAAAAGAUGCAUAACUAGGCAUAACGCGUAGACUAGAAAUGGCAUCUAUAUUCUUAAAAUAACCAUUUCGGGAUGAGAUCUGGAGGUCCAAAGAUUUGCUAAACCGCGGCUUAAGUUACACUUCGUUUAAAUAACCGACCCAUUGUUUUUUGCCGUUCUCGUUGCCGUUGCCGUCGCCGUCGCCGUCGUCGUUGCUUAAGCUUCCUACUGUUGUGAUCCAAAAAUUUUGCUACUAUGGUAACGUGACGUCACACUUCUCCUCUUUGUUGUGUUGUGUCGAAUUGCACUGUGGGACUGUUUUGGAGGACGAAUUUUGAUCCAGUUUCCUGCGAAUCCUCAUAUCCGGUUGAAAAGUAAAUGGAACACGGCUUUUCGGGUCGUUGCAGUGCAAACUUUCUGGGAGCAAACUGGAACAUCCGGAAAGGUAGUCCUGUUUUUCCACACGGAAUGUUCCUAGCAGAAAUUUGCGUUCCAUUUAUUAAAGCCCACCUUUGAUACCAGUCUCGGGCUUUCGCGGCCGUUUUUCGAUAACAGCCCAUCUAAAUGGUAAGCACGAUUCUGGAACAAAAUUUAUCAGCCCUGUCGCGUUCCCAGUGUCGUAGACCCGUGGCGUUAGGCACUGGAGUUCGCCAGGUCAACCACAGUGAAGCACUAGGCGGUCAGCAAGAUUUAAUGGCGUUUAUUAAAAUCAGGCUAGUUGGACUAUUUACAGCACUUGCGGUGAAAACUAGAAAGAAACGUGCGAUUUUUACGUCAGAAGAAACGAAAACUACGAUAAUGCUCAGUGCACGAAAAAAGAAGGAAAAACAAACUACUAAAUUUACAAGCGUGACUUACGUCUGAUCUUGACUCCGGGGGUUAAAAGAACUCCAAAUCUCCUACAGCUGAAAUAACUCCGAAAGUUCUCCAAAAGCUCCUUACACUGUGAUGGACUUCUUACAACUGAAUAAACUUGCUUAGGAAAAGAGUAUAUCUAAUGCAUGUCUUCUGACGUAAAGGAAAUAAAACUGAAUAAAGCUUUGUACGCUUAGCCAAAAAACGGAUAUGCGAUGAAAACAAUGCUACAAUCACGAAAGAAAAAAACAGUCCUUAAAUGUAACUAAUUAAAAUGUCAUAUCUCGAGGAUGAAGUGACAAGCCCUGAUUUUUACUUAGCAAUUGUCCAAACCACGAACCGACCGGUUUGCCCAUGUAACAGGUAAACACUCAACCAUUAGCUCUCAAACGACCAAAACAGUCUCAAAAAGUGAAAUUCACCACCGUUACAACAUCAACCCUGUCUCAUGAGAGCAACCUUAAAUGGUGUUUCCACCACUGCACGCGGUUCAGUUUCCUCGACUGCUUAUCGCUUCCGGCUUGUUUAGUGAACAUCUAAUUCAAUAGACCUUAUUUUCGCACAAGUUGUUUUGAACGCAACUGAUUUAUAGAAAACCUUUUAUAACAGUUGUAAGGGAAUAAUAGGUCGCAUAAGAAUGAAGUAAAGGAACCACUUUGUUAGUCCCUGGUAUUCUAAUUACUUUUUUUACUCCUGAAUAGCAAUCACUAGAAUCCCCAUACAGACCCUUCUUGGGCAAAUAUAAUUGACACCAUUAAGCUAGGGCUACCUAUGUUUUCAAACGUAUUUCAGGUAUUUAUGAAUAGUGAGAGAUUAACAGAGAACUUUACCUUUCAGUUGUAGAUGUUAAGCCUGCCAUUCCAAUCGUAAUGGGAGCGAACAUUGGAACAUCAGUCACCAACACCAUUGUCUCCUUGGCUGAAGCUGCCGAGCGAAAUGAAUUCCGUCGUGCCUUUGCUGGAGCCGUCGUACACGAUAUAUUCAACUGGUUGUCUGUUCUUGUGUUUUUGCCUCUGGAAAUAGCUUCCGGCUACUUGCGCCGACUAACUGGGAAGAUCAUUGACUCUCUCAGUCUCAAAACAGAUGAAGGUGUCAACCAAAAGUUGUUGAAAACAAUAACGGAACCAUUUACCAAGCUUAUUAUUCAGUUGGAUAAAAAAGUCAUAACGAAUAUUGCUCUUGGAGACCAAUCUGCUGAAUCAAAGUCUCUAAUCAAAAGUUGCAAGCCGAAACUUGAAAUUAAGGAGAUGAAUGUGACUGUGGGGAAUGUUACUGAACUUAAGAAUGUGUCGUCUGAAACAGAAGCUUCCUGCAAGUUCCUUUUUGCAGACACUCCACUGAGUGACACAGAAGUCGGUGUCAUAAUCUUGGUUAUAGCUAUCGCUCUUCUUUGUGUCUGCCUUAUACUGAUCGUCAAAAUCCUUCAUUCCAUGCUUCGCGGUCAGAUGGCCAAGAUUAUCAAGAAGACCGUCAACGCAGACUUCCCAGGGCUGUUCAAAUAUCUCACUGGUUACUUUGCCAUCUUGGUGGGUGCUGGGUUAACAAUGUUGGUUCAGUCCAGUUCCAUCUUCACCUCUGCCCUUACGCCUCUUAUCGGUGUCGGAGUGGUGUCUCUUGAGCGCGCGUUUCCACUCACUUUGGGUUCAAACAUCGGAACAACUGCAACAGGCAUUCUGGCAGCCCUGGCAAGUACCUCAAACUUGGACAAAGCUCUCCAGAUUGCCUUCUGCCAUCUGUUCUUCAAUAUUUCUGGUAUCAUAUUGUGGUAUCCAGUCCCUUACGUUCGCAAAUUGCCUAUCAACACGGCAAAAUUCCUGGGCAACAAAACUGCUGAGUACCGCUGGUUUGCCUUGGCUUAUCUGAUUUUUGGAUUCUUCCUCCUUCCUGCAGCUAUAUUUGGCUUGUCAUUGGCUGGUUGGCAAAUCCUGGUUGGUGUUGCGGUCCCAAUUGUUCUCCUCUUGCUUUUCAUCAUUAUUGUCAACAUCCUUCAGAGGAAAGCCCCAGAAGUUUUGCCAGAGGCUCUCCAAGAUUGGAAAUGGCUACCAAAAUGGACACGAUCAUUGGAGCCAUAUGAUCGUGUGUUUAAAAAAUUGGCUGGACUUUGCUGCCGCGGUAGAAAUCGGGGGGACUGA
Molecule: messenger RNA, 7474 nt
Organism: Porites lobata
Lineage: Eukaryota; Metazoa; Cnidaria; Anthozoa; Scleractinia; Poritidae
Source: the annotation of a GenBank genome assembly